AGGAGCCGGGGCGGGGCUGCGGUUGCUGCAGGAAACCUGUCCUUUAAGAGCGCCCUCUCUCCUGGUCGGCCAGAGCCUGCCUGCCCGCCCCUGCCUCCCUUUCUUCGCGGGAGCUCCUGAGCCCCGGCUGCCCCUUCCUUCCCUCUCUCCCUCCCUCUUCCCCUCCUCGUCGGGCUCGCCAUGGUCUCCUGGAUCAUCUCCCGGCUGGUGGUGCUGGUUUUUGGCACCUUGUACCCUGCCUAUUCUUCCUACAAAGCUGUGAAGACGAAAAAUGUGAAGGAAUACGUCAAAUGGAUGAUGUACUGGAUUGUGUUUGCCUUCUUCACCACAGCAGAGACACUCACAGACAUUAUUCUUUCUUGGUUUCCUUUCUAUUUCGAGUUGAAAAUCGCAUUUGUGAUCUGGCUGCUUUCUCCUUAUACCAAGGGCUCCAGCGUUCUCUACAGGAAGUUUGUUCACCCAACGCUCUCCAAUAAGGAGAAGGAAAUUGACGAGUAUAUCAGCCAGGCCCGUGACAAGAGUUAUGAAACUAUGAUGCGAGUUGGAAAGCGAGGAUUAAAUCUGGCAGCAAAUGCAGCAGUUACUGCAGCUGCAAAGGGCCAGGGAGUUUUAUCUGAAAAGCUACGGAGCUUCAGCAUGCAGGAUUUGACUUUGAUACGGGAUGAUGACACUGUGCAUUUGCGGAGCCCUGAAUCACAUAUGCGUACCUCUACCACAGGCCUUCAUGAAACUGUUGACGAUUCAGGUGCAUCCUGUUAUUCUUCAUCAGAGGAGAUGGUAGUGUCUCAUCGACAUACUGGAGUGCAAUCCGAUGCCAAAACAGAUCCAUCAGAUGAUGAUACAGGAGACAAAGUCCCCAAAAGGACUCAGAGCCUUAAAGCUCCCAAGAAAGUGACAAAGUCUGAGCUUCCACAAAAGACUGUGAAAACUCGUCCUAAGAAGAAAGUUACAAACUCCAGUGCUGCUGGCGAAUCAGCCUAAGGAUAUCCCUGCCUGUCUGUCCCAGAGCUCUUCUGUCACUUUAAGGGGCACUCACCAAGAAAAGGGAGCUGAGACCGUGUACAUAACAGCUACUGCUUUGUAGAGCUCAUUCCAAGGCGAGAGGGUGACCAAAAUUUGGUACACAGAUGAGAGGAUGGCUGUCCUCAGGAAUUAUAAAUCUUCAUUUUUGAGAUGGAGAAAAAGCUAACCUGUCUGUAUAUAGCCUAUCGCUUUGGAAUCCCCUCUCUGUGUGUAACCCUAAUAGGGAAACUGUUGGAACAACUCUAUAAUCUGGGUUAGAGCCAUCUUUGGCAGAGAGGCUGGGGGGGAAAAGAGAUUUGUGCCACUGAAAUUCUAAUUGGAGGCAGAGAGCUCCGUAUAAUAUUUCAGCAUUUCAUUGGAUGUCAUGCUGUAGCUGCUGUGGAAAAUUGUUAAGAAGUGCCUGAUGUGAAAUGAUUGGUACUAAAAUGUGUCAUCCAGACUUGCUUUGGCAGGACAGAGAGACAGAAGCAACAUUUGACUUGCUGCUUUGCUACUUGAGCGGAGGCUUGUUUGUGGUGACAGUGGGCUUGUAUAAGGAUGGGUUUCUCGUGUGUGGCAGACUGCAGAUGUUUUGGGGGAGGGACUGAAAGUGAGAUUGUGAGUAAAAGGCAUCUUUAUAUCUGGUGCCUGUUUCUAGAGAGUCAUUUUAUUUCUUGGAGGGGAAUACUGUAACUCAAUUUAUAAUGUUGAGAAGGUAAAACUUUUUUGCAUGGUUUAAAAAAUAUAUAGAAUAAAGGCAGGAAGGAAGCUGUUAAAUGAUGGGAACACGGCAUGUGGGGUCACUUGAGCAGUUAUCAGUGUCUCUCCAAAGAGUUGUAAUCCUGAGUAGUCACUAUCUGGAAGCCAAAUCUUUUGGAGCCCCACUUUGGAGUUGCUGUUAUAUUUUAGAUGUUUCAGGUCUAUUUUCUGUAAGAAUUGUUUGUGAAAGGCAUGUAUGGAAGAUGUUGGAAGGUAGUUAGCUGGAUGUGUUUGCUAUGUACUCAAUUAUGCUUUAUUUGCACUGGAAAUAUAUAAGGUAUGAGCUUGAUCUGUGCAGCCUGGUUGGUAAACCCCUGAGGUAGGCUUUGUGAGUGACACCUUGAAAUGAGAGAGUGGUGUUCUUGAUUCUCUGGGUAGAAACUGGAUAAGGUUACUCAGCUCUCAGGAAUUACCCAUUUCUAUCACUACUGUAUUCUGUAAUUCUCUGCUAACUCUGAUUACUGUUUUGAGGCAAUAUCUUGUGGAGUUUUAAAUGUUCUGUCAAGUCAGAGCUCAAUCCAAUCAAACAGGUGAAUUAAUCCUGGGAAACCUAUCUUUUCCAGCCAAUUUAACAUAGCUACACAUGUCAUCCAAGCUUGUAGUGCAGGGAUAUUGAGGCACAUAGCAUGUUGUUCAACCUUACUGUUUCCUAGGUUAAUGUGUGUGAUAAAGUAUUCAUUUUCUGAAUAUGUGCCAAAGCCGCCAGCCUUAAAAAGAACGGAAAAAUUGAGAUUUUGACAAUACAGAAACUAAAUUUUAGUUUAUUCAUUUUUCAAUAAGCUGAUACACCAAACUCUAAAAAUGGGUGACAAUAUGGGUUGAGUGGAGGUGUGCAAAAAAAAGAAAAGGUUGUGUAGUUGCUUCACUGUUCAGAUUAAAUCCCAUUGUUUCAUUGCAGGUUGACAUCUACUGCUAAGGGAUUAAGAUCAGAAGUUAAGUAAGAUCCAUUGAUUUCAGAAGGUCUCCCCUAAUAGUGAACUUAAUCGUAGGGCUGCCUCUUUUAACUAGCUUCCAUGUUUUGUACAAUGAAAAGAGAUGACCUCUCUUUUCAGAUUUAGUAGGCAUUUCUAGUGAAAAUACUGCCUCCGAUGUCUUACAGAUCAGUUACACAUCUGCACUUUUGUGUUGCACUUCUGUCGUGGGCAAAUGGCAGUUCAGUGUGUGCAAGAACAAAGAAAAGGCUUCACAACAUGGUUUGCCAUUCUUUAUUUUUUCAGCAGCUGUUUCAUGGUCAAGAUUUGGCAACUGAUAGAAGACAUUUUAUAAUUUGUCAAGGAUGUUGAUCUUAAAUCUCAGAUUAGACUUUUAAUAGCUGAAAGAUUGGCUUGAAUUUACUAGAUAUAAGAACAUAGAAACAGAUAGUACUUUCAGAGUUGAACAACCCUUUCUUACUGCUGUGCAAUUAGUGCCAGGUUUGGAGGGGUGGUUACAUAUGAAACAGUUCAAUGUAGAAUAUGAAUGGAAAAGCCAUUUCUAUGCUGGCUUGGGAUUCAUAUUUGUGCAUUAUUAGAGAGGGAAGAGCAUUCGGUUUCACAGAAAAAGAAUGACUCCUGUAUCAAAUUGUCAUUUAACAACACACAGUAAUUUUUGUCUGUAGAUAUUGCUUUGCAUUUUUCAUAUAAUGUAGACUUUCCAGGAUCCACUGUGUAAUCUUAAUUUUACAAAAAUGUUAGCAAUAGCAUCUUGCUAAAUAACUUUAUUUUCUACAUCAUCAAAUCUGUUUUGAAGAGGCUUAAGUCCUGAAACAAUCUUUCCUGUAUAUUUUAAAAUUAACCUAUUCUGGAUAUGUUGUCUUCCCACCACAUCAUAUUUGUCAACAAAGGAUUUUGUUUAUCUAAAGGUACUACUUCUUGGUACUACAAGGUGUCCCAAAAAUGUAUAUGCCCUUUAACAGUAGCUACAUUUAUUAUUUGAAGGCUAAGUAAAUGCUGAAGAAUACAUGUUAUAAUAAUGACUCAAUCAGAGUAACAAAUUCCAUCUCAAAUUGAAGUUUUAUGCAAGGUGUUCUAAUUGUUGUGCCUGUGCAGCGAUGCAUUUCUUGCUUUGUCAAAGCACAGAGUUACAACCCUCACUUAAAGUUGCUCUUGUAAUUUCAUGACACUUGUAAUAUUGGAAACUUCAAUCCUGUUAAGUGGUAUAUUUUUAAAUUUCAAAAUAAAUAUUCAGGAUUACAAACUGUUACAGGUUUAUACAUUUUUGGGGAACACCCUGUAUGUUUGCUUCACUUUUCUCAGUAGAUUUUGCCUUCUGUUUUCUUUUGAGACCAUCACCCUCUAAUGGCUCUGCUGCUUUCAUUCUGCUUGUCUCAUGUAUGGCAACAUAGCAGAGACUCAGUUAAUCUCUGUCUGCCUUAGGUCACCAGAAUGGAGGCAGAGAUUGUCAAGUGCAUGGCAAAUUGUAAUAUGUGGCUUCAGUGUUUGCUUUGUUAGUUUUGCAUCUGUCUUAGACUCCUUCUUCACUGCCAUAUAAUCCAGUUCAAAGCAAAUACUCUGGAUUUUAUAUGGCAGUGUAGAAGGGGCCUUAGAGGUUUUGACAUCCUCUGGUUGUAUUAUCAGUUGUUUUUCUCAGCGAAGUCUCUGAGAGCUUGAUCCAUUUUCUUGAUUGUUCUGUGACAUGUGGGAGGAACUACAGUGUUUUGUAAAAUGUUUCACAUUGCGCUCUCUCUUUUUAUGCUUGGGAGAUCAAUCUGUCUUAAUUAACCUUCCAAGUGAGCAAGGUUAUGCUGAAAUAUUGGAUGGAUUCAGACCAAAAUAUGCGAAACUUUAAAUAGGUGGUUUAAUAUUCUGUGGAUUAAAAAGAACCAAACUAAAUAGCAACUACUGAAGGGGGCAUUUGGGACAGUGGUUGAUACCUUGCUAUACUGCAACCCCCUGAAAAUUAUAUUUCUGGCUAUUUGAUGUGAGAUGGAAGCUCUCAUUGGUGUAAGUGGGAGUUUCAAAGUGGUGGUGUUGGUGUUUUAAUAUCAUGGAAAGAAAGAGUAACCCUGUCCCCAUGCACUUUGAUCCUAACCAGUGGUCAUCCCCACAGAGGGAUUCAAGAGAAGAUACACAGGAUGUUAAAGCACAUAAGUAACAUCAUGUGUCGUUUGACCUUAAGGCCACUCCUCUAACAUAAUUACACAGACCUCCUUGCAUUAAGAUUUUCCUAUCCUUUUGCUGCUACUGUCUUGUCAUUUUUUUUAUCACAAUUAGGUGACAAUCGUAUGAUCAUUUCUUUUUGGAGGAAGCUCUGUUGAACCCAUGUGUCUUAUUUCUGAGCAAAAGUUUGGACCAUUGUAGUUAGUUUUCAACUAUUAAACUACCAUAGAAAUAUGAAAAUUUAAAAAUCUUAAGUGCCCAUCCAGACAAGCCACAAAAUGCAGGGCCUGUCAGGCUUUUACCCAAGGCAUCCAAACGACACCUCAAGUAAAAGCGAAUUAAUUCAGGACAAAACAGGUAAACUAUGCUCAGUCCCGAUUUAAAUAAAUGCCCCAUAAUAUCUGGGCCCUCCUGAAAGGCUCAGGUCUAAUGGGAUAUUGGGGCUUUGGGGACUGGCUCUUGGGUAGUUCUGGGACUACCCAGGGGUCAGUGCCCACAGCCCUCAUGUUUUUUCCCCUCCCCCCAGUGCAAAAUCACUCCCCCCCCCCCCCCCCCCCC
Anolis sagrei ordinatus is the source of this 5396-nucleotide messenger RNA. RefSeq names its product receptor accessory protein 2 (gene REEP2). NCBI's taxonomy places the organism in Eukaryota, Metazoa, Chordata, Lepidosauria, Squamata, Anolidae. The record is from RefSeq and is a predicted model, not a curated record. Gene Ontology annotation, molecular function: microtubule binding; taste receptor binding. Gene Ontology annotation, cellular component: endoplasmic reticulum membrane; cytoplasmic microtubule.